CGCAUAACUUGCUCCAGGGCCAUACACACCCCAAUGGUGUUAGACCUUGUCUAAUCCGUCUAGGCAGCCUUCCGACAAUGGUGCACAAUAAACAAGAAACUUCUCCAACGUGAUGGAUUCAGCCGUUGCUGGGACAAAUGACCCGGCGUGGCACGGGAACUUUUGGAAUAGACCGCCCUUUGCACUAUGCUGUUAUCUCAAAAAUUGAUAGCAUCCUUGGCUAUGCGAUAUAUAAACUAGUUGCGUGCAGCAACCGCGGUGCUUAGUUUUCAUAUCACACGUCAGCGACAAUGCCUUUGAAAUUAUUAUGCCUUCACGGCUGGGGGACGAACGUCAAGAUUCUCCGGUCUCAGCUGAGCGGUCUGAUGGCCAAUUUGCGCCACGACCACACGGCGACAUUCCACUUUCUCGAGGGCGACAUAGACUCGGUCCCGGGCCCCGGCAUCGCAGGCUUCUACGAUGGUCCCUACUACAGUUACCACCAGUUCCCUCGACCGUUGAGCAGUCCAGACCCCGAGGGGGCAUCCAUACUAGAUGCAUAUGAUCGGCUAUACGAGGCGAUCGACGAGGAAGGGCCCUUUGACGGCGUCCUGGGCUUUUCACAUGGUGGGACAUUGGCGGCCAGCUUUCUCAUCCACCAUGCCAAGUUGUACCCCAAGGAAUCACCACUGUUUCGUUGCGCCAUUUUUAUCAAUGCUUUGGCGCCAUUUCGCAUGGAUCCCGGCACCAAUCCUGUCAUUGACCCGGAUGUCGAAGGGUACAUCAACAUCCCCACUGUCCACAUCGGUGGCGCCCAAGACCCGUGGCUCGAGUAUUCGCUCGCCUUACAUCGCUUGUGUGAUCCAUCCCGAUCGUCGUGGGUCGUUCACAGCCGUGGGCAUGACAUCCCGGGGGACAAGAAGAAUUUGUCAGCUAUAGCAAGCGCCGUACGCAAGUUAUCUGUACAGGCCUUGACAAUAUGGUGAUGCACGCGUCACGUUAU
This is a messenger RNA of Aspergillus candidus, 982 nucleotides long. RefSeq names its product putative DUF341 family oxidoreductase. Gene Ontology annotation, cellular component: nucleus; cytoplasm. NCBI's taxonomy places the organism in Eukaryota, Fungi, Ascomycota, Eurotiomycetes, Eurotiales, Aspergillaceae. The coding region runs from base 291 to 965 and encodes 224 amino acids. The record is from RefSeq and is a predicted model, not a curated record. The transcript has 3 exons.